Molecule: messenger RNA, 1722 nt
Organism: Pseudomassariella vexata
Lineage: Eukaryota; Fungi; Ascomycota; Sordariomycetes; Amphisphaeriales; Pseudomassariaceae
Product: di-trans,poly-cis-decaprenylcistransferase
Exons: 3
Coding region: 319-1392 (357 amino acids)
Cellular component (GO): dehydrodolichyl diphosphate synthase complex; lipid droplet; membrane
Molecular function (GO): ditrans,polycis-polyprenyl diphosphate synthase [(2E,6E)-farnesyl diphosphate specific] activity
Source: RefSeq, a predicted model, not a curated record
GGCCGGGAUUGAGCUAGCAUGGCCCGUGCAUUCACUCUUACCACGGCUGCGCCUGCCAGCAGUGAUGACUUCCGAUACUCCAGCUUUUGAUUUCGUAGUGAUUUGCCUCGGUCGUCGUAAUUCUCUUCAUGAUGUUGUGUUAGUAGAGUCUGCAUAACCUCACUGCUGCCUCGGUAUCAUUUUCAUUUGUUUUUGGGCGCCAUCCGUAAUUUCAUCCAUGCCAACAACCAUAGACGUCUUUCCGUCGUGUCAUCAACCACAACGCAGCAUCUCGAGAACUCCACACCACAAGCCAAGCAAUCAUAAUUCGAUCACAUCAUGGCGUCAGGCACAGAAGCAUCGCUGAGCAAAUGGCUUAUGACUUCACCACCGAUAGAAUGGGCACUUAAGAAUCUCCGCGAGUUGUUGAUUGGGACAUUGCGCCAGGGUCCCAUCCCUCUACACGUCGCCUUCGAGAUGGAUGGAAACCGGCGCUUUGCAAAGAAUCGCCACAUCGAACCUAUUGAAGGCCACAACCUGGGGUUUGAGGCUCUUGCAAGAGUUCUCGAGAUUUGCUACAAAUGCGGCGUCAAGGUGGUUACCGUAUAUGCCUUCAGCAUCGAGAACUUUAACAGACCACGAUCCGAGGUGUCAGGACUGAUGAAGAUGGCCAAGGUGAAACUGGAACAACUUUGCCAACAUGGGGACAUUCUCGAUCGAUACGGCGCUGGCAUUCGAGUGUUGGGAGAACGAGACUUGAUUCCUGACGAUGUGUUGCCUUUUGUCGACAAAGCUAUCGAUAUGACGAAGCACAACAAAAACGCAAUCCUCAACAUUUGCUUCCCUUACACCUCGAGAGCCGAAAUGACAGCCGCGAUCAAGGCAACCGUGGAAGAGUUCUCGAACCCCCCACAGUCGCCGGUCACUCCGUUUUCGCAGGCGAGGAUCACAGAGAAGAUCCGGUCUAAUCAACUGAAGCGGUCAAGCUCGUCCUCGUCGCUACAAGAAUCGUCUACAGAGUCAACGGCGAGAUCAGACGUGGAUGAUUCGGUAUCUUCCACAACGACGCUGAACCAAGACUCCCCACGACCCCGGCCAAAGGAUAAGGGGAAGGGGAAAGCCAAGGAGGCGCCCUUGCUAAAUGCAGAGACUAUUACCGCCGAAACGAUCAACAGCCACAUGUACACCGGGGAUUGUCCGCCGCUUGAUAUCUUCAUUCGAACUAGUGGCGUCAAGCGGUUGAGUGAUUUCAUGCUGUGGCAGUGCCAUGAAGACACGCACAUUUUCUUCCUGAAAUGUUACUGGCCCGAGUUUGACCUCUGGCACUUCUUGCCGGUUUUAUUGGAGUGGCAGUGGCGACAGAAGAAACAGGGAAGCGAGGACAAGCUCGGGAAACGCGUCAAGGCAGAGUAGACGCUGAUCCAGUGUAAGUCGAUGUGACGGUUGUAACAAUCCGGGCAUUUUGUCCAGUGUACAUAAGGCAGGCGUUCUGGUAUUACAAAAGCACGGAUGGCAUCGUGUAAUGUAGAACUGCAUUAUACCCAAGAGUAGUUUGAGUUGUUGAAUUGGCCAAGGAGAAAACGUCUCAAAAAUACGAAGUCUGGUCUUUUGGCUUACCUGAGCUUAUAACUCGCUACAAAUUUUGAAUUCCCAAUUUCAGGGAUAGAGAGCACCAUUUCGGUAUCCGUCUCGUUGCAAUGGCAUGGCGAGAUAGUAAUUAAAUCAAUAAUGGACCGAAUACGC